UUCGCAAAGACCAGAAAGGUCGAAAAACUCACGCACACGCACGCUGUAGAUAUCUCUCUGCGGGGAGCAACCGAACUUGAAGAUGGACGAGUACUUGCAGUACAUGAAAACCUUGCGGUCUCAGAUGAACGAUGUGGAGGAUCAAGCGGCGAAGAUUUCAGUCGAAGAGCAAAUGCAGUUAACCACCAUUCAAACCAUGGAAAACGAUCUUAAUUCUGCAAAAUCUGAAACAAAGAAACUAAAAGAAGAUACCGAGCAAAUGAGGAAAGAGAAGGGUCAGAUAUGCUCACAGAUACUAGAAAAACAGAGAAGGAUUGCCUCUUUGGAGUCUGAUUCUUCAACUCUUACACAGACGUUGGACCUUAUUCAACAAGAAAAAGCCAGCUUCUCCGCCAAACUUAUAGAGAAAAGCAUCUACUACACCAAAGUUGCAGAGGACAUCAAUUGCAAAUUACAGGAACAACAGGAUUGGGUCAAUUCUCAUGACAUAAGCAGAGAGUUGGGAGAACAUGGUUUGGUCAAGACAAGAGUCGAUGAGCAAACAGGAGGGAAGUCUGGCAUUAAUAGCGAUCUCAUUAUGGACAAUCUGGGGAAUGAAGCAAAGAUGAGCCUGGCGGUGAAACUAGACUCUGCUAAAGCCAACCUCAAUGCAAUUUCAGAAAUGAAAUCCAACCUUGUCAUGGAGAACAGCAAGAUGAUGCAGCUUCUUGAGCAAGUGAGGUGCAGGGCAAAUGAAUUUAAGCCAGAACUUAGAGCAAUGGAUAUUAAGACCCUGGAAGAGGAACACAGAGCCCUUCUAUCAGAUAAAGCAGGAGAAACUGAGUAUUUGCAGUCUCUGCUAGACCAAAUUGGAAAACUGAAGGGAAUUUCCCAUGUUGUUAAAUGUGCUUGCGGAGAGGAAUACGAGGUGGGUGUGGACAGUCAUGGAUAAAAAAAUGUGAAAUAAGUACUUGAAACUUGGAGAAUUCAGUGACUAAGAAAGAAAGCAUUAGUGACUCGCUCUA
Carya illinoinensis is the source of this 1004-nucleotide messenger RNA. RefSeq lists its product as uncharacterized. The coding region runs from base 83 to 931 and encodes 282 amino acids. The record is from RefSeq and is a predicted model, not a curated record. NCBI's taxonomy places the organism in Eukaryota, Viridiplantae, Streptophyta, Magnoliopsida, Fagales, Juglandaceae. The transcript has 13 exons.